Fusarium sp. VM40 is the source of this 1971-nucleotide messenger RNA. NCBI's taxonomy places the organism in Eukaryota, Fungi, Ascomycota, Sordariomycetes, Hypocreales, Nectriaceae. The record is from the annotation of a GenBank genome assembly.
AUGAGCUUGUCUCUGAAACACAUCCCCUGUCCCAAGGGCAACGAAUGCACAGCGUUUCACUGCAUAUUUGGCCAUCCGAACGAGCAACCAUCUGCCCCAGAGGUUUCUGUAACGAGAACCUCGCCAAAUGACACUGGCAACAAGAAGACGGCAGCAAACCAAGACGUGUCACGCAAGCGCGUGAGGACUGACCCCUUUCAUCCAGCGCCCUCCCCUGGAACUCCCCAGAACGCUGGACAGAGCUCAUCUGGAACGUCUCGUGCGGACUCAGCGGAGGACAUUCCGAAACCAGUAGCGAAGAAGCUUAAAACAGCUGGUCGGCCAGUUUCUCCUCCGCCUCUUAAGCGAAAAGUAGAUGCUCAAAAUGAUACCCCCUACGCUCCUUCAAAAGUCGCCAAAAUCAGUCAGCCUACCAGUGACUCACGGCCAUUUUCUGUUCAGAAAGUUGCGUCAGCAAAACCCAAGAAAGCUGAAUCACUGAACCCUAGACUCCUUAAAAGCUCUCCUGCAAGCCAUGAUAUUCGUCUGAAACUUGUCAGGAUGCUUCAUCAAGAGUUAACACGACUGAACAAAGAACUUAAGAAAAUCACCAAGAAAAAUGAUAUGAGCCUCCUUUUGUCAGAUCAGGAGCUCAUCGUUCGAUCACUAGACGAGGAGGAGUACAUUGCUGUCCAUAAAACUGCCGUCUACUCUAAUGUCAUGAAAAACAAGGUCAUGCAGUACAAACGAAUGAAGGUCGACCAGUGGAAGACUGAACGAGAAGAUGAAAGGAAAAAACUAGAACUUGAAGCUUCUGGAAAGGAUCCUUCCGAGAAACCACUUGAAAUCAAGACUGACCUAACACCCCCUCAAGAAGUUGAACUCGCGAAGCGGAUCUUAACUCCUAUUGAUAAGCUAGCAAGCCAUGGAUAUGUUUCUGUUGUCCCUUCCGAAGAAGAUAUUGAGAAGGCGAGGCAAGGCUUAGAGACAGCUGCAGGAUGGGAGAAAUGCGACCGGUGUCAACAGCGCUUCCAAGUCUUUCCUGGGAGACGCGAAGAAGACGGUGCACUCACUUCUGGCGGAACAUGCACAUUCCACUGGGGCAAGACAUUUAUCGCUCCAAAGGCUCUGGGUGACAAGACGAGGCAGCCCAAGCGAUACCAGUGCUGUGGCCAGGAACUCGGCGACUCAGUCGGCUGCUACACACGCGAUCACCACGUAUUCAAGACCUCAGAUCCCAAGAGGCUUGCUUCUACACUUAACUUUGCAGAAACCCCCGAGAACCCUCUGCCACCACCAGAUAGAGCAGUGGCUUUUGACUGCGAGAUGGGUUAUACGGUCUAUGGAAUGGAACUUAUCCGCCUGACCGCAACCUCCUGGCCCACCGGCGAAGAACUGCUAGAUGUACUGGUCCGACCAUUGGGAGAAAUCCUGGACCUGAACUCGCGGUAUUCUGGUGUCUGGCCAGAAGAUUUGGCCCAGGCUGAAUCAUGGUCUGCAGACACCUCGACGAAGCCAACUAAGAGUGACAGCGACGAUGUGAGUGAAGACGGUGAGCUGAAGCCUAAGAAGAAGCAGCUCAAGAUCGUUUCAUCACCCGAAGUCGCUCGAGAUCUUCUCUUUUCCCUCAUCGCCCCGACCACACCUCUAAUCGGUCACGGCUUGGAAAAUGAUCUCAACUCGGUUCGUAUUGUGCAUCCAACGCUGAUAGAUACCGUGCUGCUCUACCCCCACAAGGCUGGCUUGCCGUACCGUUACGGUCUGAAGAUGCUUAUGGAUAGCCAGCUCAACCGCAAGAUUCAGCAGGAGACGGGUCCCAAGAUGUUGGGCCAUGACUCUGCUGAGGAUGCGAGAGCUGCAGGAGAUCUUGUACGUCUCAAGAUUAGGAAUUUGUGGAUGGAUAUGCAGAGGGAGGGUUGGAAAUUGGUGGACGGCAGAUUCGUGGGUCCUGGAAAGACUGCCGGAUUGACAGCAGCUUUUCUUGAGGCUUAG